Molecule: messenger RNA, 438 nt
Organism: Paracoccidioides brasiliensis Pb18
Exons: 2
Coding region: 1-438 (145 amino acids)
Source: RefSeq, a predicted model, not a curated record
AUGGCCAGACACCGUCUGAGGAAGGACAUGAAGCUUCUCUUGACACUGGGCAUGUCUGUGGUGCUGUCGUCAGUCGACGAGUGGAUACAAGAGGGUUGCUGGCCUCCUGAGCUUCUGGCUCGUCUCAUCGAGUCCCUGCAGGAGAUAAUCACCUCUUUUUCACUUUGUCCAGAUACUUGCUCUCUCCUGGAAAAUUGGCUGGCACUGGAAUACCAGGCACUGAAAAAUCGGCUUGCACUAUCUCUCCGCUGGUAUUCAAAGACAGCUGCAAGCUCAAAAGUAGUUCUCGUCUCAGGGCCAGGAGCAGAAUAUAGCCACGGGUGCGUUCCUCAAAACCGUAGCCUCAUGGUGCGUAGUAUACCCACUUUCUCUCAUCCGCUGUCUGCCACCAUGUCAAAUGAUAUGCGUGGAAUAACGCAACUGUGUGCAAAAGGUUGA